Punctularia strigosozonata HHB-11173 SS5 is the source of this 387-nucleotide messenger RNA. Its product is annotated as 60S ribosomal protein L32. Gene Ontology annotation, biological process: translation. Gene Ontology annotation, cellular component: ribosome; cytosolic large ribosomal subunit. NCBI's taxonomy places the organism in Eukaryota, Fungi, Basidiomycota, Agaricomycetes, Corticiales, Punctulariaceae. Bases 1 to 387 code for a protein of 128 amino acids. The transcript is spliced from 5 exons. The record is from RefSeq and is a predicted model, not a curated record. Gene Ontology annotation, molecular function: structural constituent of ribosome.
AUGGCCGCCACCAUCCCCAUCGUCAAGAAGCGGACCAAACCCUUCAAGCGCCACCAGUCGGAUCGUUACAAGAGCGUAAAGGAGGCAUGGAGAAAACCCAAGGGUAUUGAUAACAGGGUCAGGCGGCGGUUCAAGGGACAGCUCCCCAUGCCCAAGAUUGGCUAUGGCAGCAACAAGAAGACUCGCCACCUUCUCCCCAACGGCCUCAAGAAGUUCCUCGUCAGCAAUGUCCGGGAUGUUGAGCUCUUGUUGAUGCACAACAAAAACUUCGCUGCCGAGAUUGCGCACAAUGUUAGCAGCCGCAACCGGACAGUGAUUCUUGAGAAGGCCAAGGCUUUGGGUAUCAAGGUUACCAACCCUGCCGCGCGUCUGCGGUCAGAGGAGUAG